Messenger RNA from Exophiala oligosperma, 1832 nucleotides. RefSeq lists its product as uncharacterized. The transcript has a single exon. Lineage: Eukaryota; Fungi; Ascomycota; Eurotiomycetes; Chaetothyriales; Herpotrichiellaceae. The coding region runs from base 188 to 1657 and encodes 489 amino acids. Gene Ontology annotation, biological process: macroautophagy. The record is from RefSeq and is a predicted model, not a curated record. Gene Ontology annotation, cellular component: fungal-type vacuole membrane.
GUAUGUCAUAGACUCACUUUCUCUGCCGUCACUACUCAUUGUACAUAAGCAUCACCUGUUUGGCUUCUGCCUGCUCAAGACUUAUCCUCUGCUACCAUUUCCCUCUUCCUCUCCUACCAUCCUACCUCCCUUCAUCAAGAACAUCUCCCUAGAACAUCUCCCUGCUGGCCGAUCCACCUGAUCCGCAAUGAGAGUUCUUUCGAUACUCUCGACGGCCGCCUUGGCCUCGGCCUUUGUCAUCCCAGACCAAGCGACUCUCGAAUCACUGUCCUUAGAGAAUCAGGAAGUUGAACAACCCCCUGAGCACCCCUUUUGGUACAAGGUUCACAAAGCCGAGUCGUUUUGGGAGGACCUCGAGGGAGAGUUCUUGAAAGCUGCACAUUGUGCAAAGCACAAGUUUGAAGAGGUGGUGGAAUCCACAGAAGAAGCUGCCAUCAAAUAUGGCGAACAGUUUCAAAAUGCCUUUGCAGGCGAUGCAUGGUUAGACAGUGCCGAGCAUGAUCUCGACCUGCUUGAGCAUCCUCCUCAUCAUGGGCCCCCCCAUCACCGUCCCGGCAAGCCGGGCAAGAAGCCCAAGAAGCCAGACCAUCCUCACCAUGGACCACCCAACGAGACUGUCUAUCAGUUGAUCUCCAAGAGCAAAUAUACCACCAAGCUUGCUGCAGCUAUCGAUGAGUUCCCGGACUUGGUUGAGCUUCUCAACGGAACCAAGGCAAACUAUACUCUCUUUGCACCUACGGACCAUGCCUUUGAAAAGAUCCCGAAACAUGCACCGAAGCCACCGAAGGAGUUCCUCAGGAAGCUUUUGACAUACCACAUCUCCGAAGAGUUCUACCCUGCAGGUCGUGUUUUGGUCAGCCGCACCAUUCCAACCGCUCUCCAGGCUGAAUACAUUGGCGACGUCCCGCAGCGGAUUUCUAGCCAAGUAUCACUGAGAGGCUUGACCCUCAACUUCUAUGCCCGAGUUGUGGCGAUUGAUAUUUUUGGUACUAAUGGUGUUAUCCAUGGCCUCGACAGCUUCCUUUUCCCGCCGCCAAAAGUUGUCGAUAUCCUGUCUGCACUUCCUGGCGAGUUCAGCACCUUGGAUCUAGCUCUUGAGAAGACCGGCCUAUAUCCUGCCUUCAAUGACACUUCAAGCCAUAAGGGUGGUACCUUGUUCGCCCCAUCUAAUUUCGCUUUCAAGAGACUCGGACCAAAGAUCAAUGCUUUCCUGUUCAGCAGGUUCGGUCUGAAGUAUCUUAAGGCUCUGUUGCUGUACCAUGCAGCCGAUGACAUUACUUUAUAUUCUGAUGCGAUCUAUAAGCUUGGUUCCGAGUCACACCCUCCACAUCACAAGGUUCCAAAAGGAUUCAUUCAUGUUGACCUGCCCACUGGUCUCGAGGAUAAGAGCUUGAGCAUCGACAUUGCACGUUACGGCCGACUCAUCACCAUGAAGAUCAAUGGAUUCACUCGAGUAAGCGUCCUUGAUGGCAUUGCCGCUGACGGUGUCAUGCAUGUGGUGCCUGUGGUGCUGAUUCCUCCGAAAACUCCUGGUGCUCCAUCCGUUGCCGAGGACAACAUGGAUCUGGAAGAGUUCAAGGCCAGACUGGCACCUUUUGUCGAGGAUGAGGAGCCGAGACACACUUCAUUCUUUAUCGCUGAAGACCCCGAGCUAUAAAAGGGCCACCGCAGCCUGCACAAAUUGAAGUGUGCCCAGUAGGGCGCAUAUGAGAAACUUUGUAUUUAGCGAUGUGUUAUGACGACCUGACGAUCCUUACUGAUGUUUUUAUGCUUAUGGCCUUGGUGUCAAUGGUUGAUUAAUACAAAAUGAAAAUAUGCCAUUUGUCAUCGAA